Molecule: messenger RNA, 1191 nt
Organism: Notodromas monacha
Lineage: Eukaryota; Metazoa; Arthropoda; Ostracoda; Podocopida; Cyprididae
Source: the annotation of a GenBank genome assembly
AUGGCGGGGAUUUCGUGUCAGGGCUAUUGUCGCGCGGGGCUUUCGUCGCGCGGGGACCCCGUUACAAACCCAGAGUUGGCGGCACAAGCCAUUUUUAUUGGGGAGAAGAACGAAGAAAUACUGGAAAUUUUGAUUGGUGAUAUUCUGGAAGCCGAUGCACUGGAAACUCUGCCACUCGUAGCCGAGGACUGUGGAGAAGACGAAAGUGAUUUUGAGUUCGAAGACAAGAUCGAACGAGGGAUCGCAGACUUGCGAGGGAUCGUCGGAGACGAGGUCAACAUCGAACGCCUACAUAGGGAUGAUCCAUUUGAUUCGGAAAGAGUGAAAAUCUUACUCUUUGGCAAAGCUGCUCAUGGAAAAUCGUCUCUUGCCAACUUCCUCGUGGGUUUGCCUUCUGAUGGUGUAGUAGAAGUUGGAGAUGAGAAUGAUGAUGACAACAUUGUACUGGAAACGUACAAGCCCAAAACAAAUCCACGGAAAACACAAAGGAAAUUUGAAACACACAAACUUGAGAGAUUUUGGCAAGCAGAUGUCACAAAACCAGUACAAAUUGUAGACACAGUUGGUUACGACGGAAUCUCAGAAAAUGAAAUUUUCACUGGCUCCACUGUUGAAGCACUGAAAAAGGAGCGAUACUUCCACAUGUUCAUUUUCAUCACAACUGGAAAUCUAACCUUCGCAGAAGAUGACCACAAGAUGUUCAAUGUACUCACGCAAACUUUUGGCACCGGUUGGCUGAAAAAUGUAGCAGUGAUAGUGAGUUCUUACGUCAUUGAUGGCAACAAGCGGGAGGUUGUCAAAGAUGCGGUUUUAAAAAAGUUGAAUCCGUUGGUGAACAACGAGCCACCUUUUAUUUUCCUGGAUCCCCAUCACACAGAAAAUGAUUAUAGGGAAUCGUUGAGAAAACCUUUGGAGAGGUUCUACGAGAAAAUCCAUUCCUUUUCACAUCGUCCAAUUGUGGAACUCGGUUUGGCCGAUCACCUUGUCUCAGAUUACGCUGAGCGAGAAAAUUUCUUCAACGAUGAGAUUGAAAGACUGGAGGAGGGAAAAGAAAUUGAUGAGCGAAAGAAAAGAAUCAUACGCAAGCAAAUACAAAGGCUGAGAGACAAACGCAUGAGACUUCAACACUCCCUGGACCAAAUUGACCAUGGAUCAAUUCACUGGUUGUCUCAGGACCGGGACGAAUUAUAG